AUGGACAGUUUCUUUAUGAAUUACUCAAUGAUUCCCAUGCUUGUAUCCAUACACACACUUGCAAUCCACCCGGCCCUGAUAACUCUCAUACACACCUGUUUUCAUUUCAUACUAAACCGUGCCGGCCUCGGUGAAGAUAAGGCUGCUGUUGAUGAUACUGCCGACUCUAGGAAGUGUAGGGAGAAGACGCCUCUUUUGAGGAUGAGGUUGAGAUUGAGGGCAGAGAACCUGCUGCUGCUGAAGAGAUUACAAGGUCAGGCUGCAUUGGAGGCUAAAGUGUUUGCUUGUAGAUAUUCGAGGAAGAAUCGAAGGGGAGAUGGGAUAGUUUCUCAUCAGAAACCAGCAACCGAUGUUAACAUGAUGAAUGGCCUUGUGGUGCUUAUGUAA
Hibiscus syriacus is the source of this 387-nucleotide messenger RNA. RefSeq names its product basic leucine zipper 19-like. The coding region runs from base 1 to 387 and encodes 128 amino acids. The transcript has a single exon. The record is from RefSeq and is a predicted model, not a curated record. NCBI's taxonomy places the organism in Eukaryota, Viridiplantae, Streptophyta, Magnoliopsida, Malvales, Malvaceae.